Lactuca sativa (garden lettuce) is the source of this 1150-nucleotide messenger RNA. RefSeq lists its product as uncharacterized. Gene Ontology annotation, molecular function: protein dimerization activity. Lineage: Eukaryota; Viridiplantae; Streptophyta; Magnoliopsida; Asterales; Asteraceae. The record is from RefSeq and is a predicted model, not a curated record.
AGAUGCAGAAACUGUUGAUGUUGAUCUUGAUGUUGAUGAAGGAGAUGAUGAAGAAGUUGCAGAUAAUAAGGGUGGUGGUCAUAGAGUAUCUUGGGUAUUGCAACAUUUUGAUCGAGAGGCCGUAAAGAAGAGUGCUAAGAAAGUGAAAUGGCCAUAUUGUCCAACAAUGAUGUGUGCAAAUUCAAAGAAAAAUGGUACGAGUGCAAUGGGAAGUCAUUUAAGACUCUAUUGUCCAAAAUCUCUUGUUGACGACCCUAAAGGUAAAGUUGGUGAUACAAAAAAACAAUCUGUGUUGAGUUUUAAAAAAUUGGGAGACUUGGGGGCUACUUCUUUGGAAGUUCUUUCCUUCAGCCAAGAGAAAUGUAGGAAUUCCUUAGUCCGCAUGUGUAUUAAAGACAAUCAACCUUUUAGUAUAGUUGAAGAUGAAGGAUUUAGUUGAAGAUGGGGUUAAUAAAACAGAGCUUGUGAUUUAUUUAUCAGAUGGGAUGGAAAAGCGGGCGGAGGAUUUCCAGAUUUUAGAGUAGUGGAAAUCUAAUUCAACAAAGUUUCAUGUACUUUCUGAAAUGGCGAAACUUGUAUUAGUAAUGCCAAUCUCUACAGUUGCAUCAGAGUCGGCAUUUAGUACUGGCGGGAGGGUGAUUGAUGAAAGUAGAAGCUCCCUUACACAUGUGACUGCCGAAGCUUUGAUUUACGCACAAGAUUGGAUAUGGGACACCCCAAUUGAUAUCCUAUUUAAAAAAUAUGACGACUUUAUACAUGGAAGAGACGCGAGAGAAGUUGGUGCCAAUAGAAACCGGAAUUGGGGUGUGGUCAAGGGAGUUGCAUGGAUGAGGAUUUACUUGAAUUUUAAAGAUGAAUUGGGAAUUGGUGAAGAGAUUUAUGUGGAUGUGGAUUGAAGAUUCAUGUUUGCAUGUUUUGGUUGUAAUCGACUAUUUGACUAUUCCGGACUUUGUGUUUUAGUUUGAUUGUGUGUUUGGUUGUAAUUGUCUAAUCGACAAUUCCAGACUUUGUGUUUUAGUUUGAUUGUGUGUUUGGUUGUAAUAGUCUAAUCGACAAUUCCGGACUUCGUGUUUUACUUUGAUUGUGUUUUGGUUGUAAUAAACCAUUUCGGAUUUUGUUUGUAACUUGUAAUAAACAAUUGGUUGUAAAA